Molecule: messenger RNA, 876 nt
Organism: Schizophyllum commune H4-8
Lineage: Eukaryota; Fungi; Basidiomycota; Agaricomycetes; Agaricales; Schizophyllaceae
Exons: 4
Coding region: 1-876 (291 amino acids)
Source: RefSeq, a predicted model, not a curated record
AUGGUGUCUUCCGCUUCGUCUUGGGCUCUAUAUAAUGUCUAUCAUCCUCAUAUUCACCUGUGGUCCCAUAGCUGGGAUGGCGUGGGCGCAGAUCGCAAAUCCCAGUACGCUUGCCACAAUGUCAGGUUGAAGCAGCCAACUGAUGUCGCCCUCGCAGGCGGCCCUCUCUUCGUCAAUAACGACCUUUUCUUCUUCGUCCUCGCUAGCUUCUGUACUUUUGUUACUAUCUCGACGUGCUUUGGUCUCUACUCCGCGCUCUGCCGCUCACUCACGCUCACCCGCAUGUACCGUGCCCUGCUGUGGCUGCAAUCCGCGCAGAGUAUAGGAGUGGGGAUCUACCUUCUCAUUUGGCUCUACCGUGAGACACGACUGCAGUGGGACGCACUGUGCGACCUGGUCAGCGGUGCCGACAAAGUGAAGUGCGAGACGUGGAUGGGCAUCUUUGUCGCAUCAUAUACAGGGGCGAUCGUGGUUCUAUGGCUCUGCCAGAUAUAUAUCCUCAAGCUCGUUCACAAGUUCAUAGCGGUUCUUCGUGAGGACAAGUCGCUCGCGCAACCCAUGGCUGGCCUGGAGGAAGCAGCCAGCAUCGACGAGGCUGGACAUCACGCCCCGACAGUCCAGCUCUCAUUGGCAUCGUCGGAAGACAAAGACAGCAUAGACGUCAGCGCAGGACAGCGCCCACCCUCUGCGUAUGAGUGCUUGGCCGCCGAACGGAGACGAUUGGCUGCGCAGCGCAAGCGCUUUGCGAAGAAGUCGGCGGAGUACCUUGCGAGGAAGGCUCGCGGGCUCUCGCAUGGUCCCUCUCCCGAGCAGGAAUAUUUGAGAGUGCAUGGAUUGGAGAUAGAGGAGGUGGACAGAGAGAUCCGCCGUCACUGA